Messenger RNA from Helianthus annuus (common sunflower), 1455 nucleotides. RefSeq names its product flavin-containing monooxygenase FMO GS-OX5. The record is from RefSeq and is a predicted model, not a curated record. The transcript has 7 exons. Bases 30 to 1301 code for a protein of 423 amino acids. NCBI's taxonomy places the organism in Eukaryota, Viridiplantae, Streptophyta, Magnoliopsida, Asterales, Asteraceae. Gene Ontology annotation, molecular function: NADP binding; N,N-dimethylaniline monooxygenase activity; flavin adenine dinucleotide binding.
AAACUUACAACCAAUUACCAACUCCUACCAUGAAGGAUUCUCUGAAUGUAGCUGUGAUCGGAGCAGGCAUCUCCGGCCUACUCACCGCCCGCGAGCUUCUCCGAGAGAACCUUCGUGUCACCGUCUUAGAAAAAUCAGACAAGAUCGGUGGAACCUGGGUUUACGAUGAUCGAGUGGAAGUUGAUGGCUGCCUUCACCUCGACCCCAACAGAUCCAUUGUUCACAGCAGCAUCUACAAAUCUCUCCGAACAAAUCUUCCUCGGCCACUGAUGAGCUUCUCGGACUUCUCAUUUGAAGACAAAUCGUACGGUGAUCCGAGGUUGUUCCCCGGUCAUGAAGAGGUUCUAAAGUUCGUUCAGGAUUUUGCUAACGAGUUUGGAGUUAGUGAGGUCAUUCGGUUUAACUCGGAGGUGGUGCGAGUUGAGUCACAGGGUGGUGGGUUUGUGGUGGAGUGGCGGACGACGGAGGGUGGUUUGGUGGAGGAGGGUUUUGAUGCGGUGGUGGUUUGUAAUGGCCACCAUACCGAACCACAAGUUGCUAGCGAUGUCCCUGGUAUCGAGGAAUGGCCACGGAAACAACUACAUAGUCACAACUAUCGUAUUCCCGAGCCAUACCGUGAUCAAGUAGUGGUCGUGAUCGGGAGUGGUCCUAGUGCAAAUGAUAUAUCCCGUGAAAUCUCGACCAUUGCCAAAGAGGUUCAUCUUUCUUCGAGAUCUUCAGACAUCAAGGUCUCAAGGUUGGAAGGACAUAAAAAUAUUUGGCAACACACGAAGAUCAAACGUGUUUUUGAUGACGGGAAAGUCGAGUUUCAAGAUGGUGAUUCUGUUGUGGCUGAUCUUAUCUUACAUUGCACAGGGUUUAAGUUUCACUUCCCCUUUUUAAGAACAUGCAACAUUGUACAUGUUGACGAUAAUCGUGUUGGGCCACUAUACAAACAUGUGCUUCUUCCUCAACUUGCACCUAGGCUCGCCUUCCUUGGAUUAGCAUAUAAACAAGGCCUUCUAUUUCGAAUGCUUGAAUACCAAUCUAAAUGGGUAGCACUUACAUUGGCCGGGAAGAUAUUGUUGCCCUCUAAAGAAGAGAUGUUGGCCGAUGUGUACAAACAAUAUCGAGAAAUGGACGAAAAUGGAAUCCCAAGACGCCACACUCAUUCACUAAAUUAUCAGAUUGAAUAUGUGGAUUGGUUAGCUGCUCAAGUAGGACUACGUGUUGAAGAUCGACUUAAGAAGAUCUUCAAGAACAAUUUAGAGCUUCGGAUGGCACAUCCUAAGGAUUAUAGAGAUGUGUCGGUGUUGUAUUAAUCUCCAUAAUGUGAUUUAAGAAGCGAUUCGAGAUAUUUCGAAGGCAAACAAAGGUAUACAAAUCAAUAUACCUGUAAGCAAUCGAUUGAACAAUGUACUUAAAAAGUGUUUGAUUUAAUUGUACAACUUAUAUAAUAGCGUUUAAUUUCACAGA